AUGGAGCCCGGGCCGCGGCGGCGGCGCAGGAGCCUCCCGCUGGUGGCCUCCUUCCUACGCGACCCGGGCUCGGGGCGCGUCUACCGGCGCGGGAAACUGAUCGGCAAGGGUGCCUUCAGCCGCUGCUACAAGCUGACAGACAUGUCUACCAGCGCUGAGUUCGCCCUCAAGGUUGUGCCACGUGGCGGGGGCGGGGCCGGACGGCUGUGCCCACGAGGGAAGGUGGAGCAUGAGAUCGCUCUGCACAGCCGCCUGCGACACCGCAACAUUGUGGCCUUCCAUGGACACUUUGCUGACAACGACCACGUGUACAUGGUGCUGGAGUAUUGCAGCCGCCAGUCUUUGGCCCACGUGCUGAAGGCGCGGCAGACCCUGACGGAGCCUGAGGUGCGCUACUACCUGCGGGGCCUGGUCAGUGGCCUGCAUUAUCUGCACCAGCGGCGCAUUGUGCACCGGGAUCUGAAGCUCAGUAACUUCUUUCUGAACAAGAACAUGGAGGUGAAGAUCGGGGACCUGGGGCUGGCCGCCAGGGUGGGCCCUGGGGGCCGCUGCCACAGAGUGCUCUGCGGGACCCCCAACUUCCUGGCCCCCGAGGUGGUCUCCAGGAAUGGACACUCCUGCCAGUCGGACAUCUGGGCUCUGGGCUGCGUCAUGUACUUGGUGCUGACUGGCGACCCACCCUUCACGGCGGCACCGCUGUCGGAGAUGUACCAAAACAUCCGCGAGGGUCGCUACCCCGAACCCGCGCACCUGUCACCCAACGCUCGCAGCCUCAUAGCCCGCCUCCUGGCGCCCAACCCGGCUGAGCGGCCCAGCCUGGACCACCUGCUGCAGGAUGAUUUCUUCACACAGGGCUUCACUCCAGCCCAGCUGCCCCCCCACUCCUGCCACAGCCCGCCCAUCUUCGUCAUCGCCCAGCCCCUGGGCAGGCUCUUCCGGAAGGUGGGCCAGCAGCUGCUGACCCAGUGCAGGCCACCCUGCCCCUUCACUCCCAAAGAGACCCCAGGACCGGGAGAAGGGGGUCCAGAGCCGGAUCCCAUGGAGUGGAGCAGCGAGGCCUCCUUGUCAGAGAGAGGGGCCCCCUGCCCUGAGGCUCCCAUCCAGCUGCUCACUCAAGGGACCCUCAGGUGUGACCCCAAGGGGUCCAAGGAGAGCCGGCCGCCGGAGGUGGAGGCAGCCAUCUGUGGCCUGCAGCUCUGCCUGGACGCUGGCCCCCCAGCUGUGCAGGACCCCCCAGGAGAGCAGCGGCCCCUCCUCUGGGCCCCCAAGUGGUUGGAUUAUUCCAGCAAGUAUGGCUUUGGCUACCAGCUGUCAGACGGAGGCAGCGGGGUCGCUUCGGGACGGCACCCACAUGGCCCUGCACCCCCCGGGGGGGAGGGGACCCUGCCUGCACCUGCACCACCCGCUGGGCCCAGCCUCUGCCUCCUGCGUUUCCUGGUGUUCGAUCAGGCCUCGAUGCUCCUUUUCAGCAAUGGGACAGUGCAGGUCAGCUGCAGUGGUGAGCAGGCUCAGCUGGUGCUGAGCGGCGAGGGUGAGGACCUGCUGCUUACUCUCUGGGAACAGGGCCGGCCCGGCACCUCCUACCCGCUGGGCGUCCUUCGGAGCCACGGUUGCACCCCAACCACCCGCCAGCGCCUUCACCAUGCUCUUUGCAUGCUUCAGAGCAUCUAG
Messenger RNA from Trichechus manatus latirostris (Florida manatee), 1671 nucleotides. It is a transcript of the gene PLK5, whose product is annotated as polo like kinase 5 (inactive). Gene Ontology annotation, cellular component: centrosome; kinetochore; cytoplasm. Gene Ontology annotation, biological process: protein phosphorylation; mitotic G1/S transition checkpoint signaling; mitotic spindle organization. Lineage: Eukaryota; Metazoa; Chordata; Mammalia; Sirenia; Trichechidae. Gene Ontology annotation, molecular function: protein binding; ATP binding; protein kinase activity. The record is from RefSeq and is a predicted model, not a curated record.